AUGUGGUUCCGAAGCGACCGUCGAUGGGGCACUCCAGACAGUCCUCCCAGCACCGUUCUCCUUCCGACUGUUCUCCCUCGCUCCGUCUCGUUCGUUUGCGUUUGCCACGAUCCGUCGUGGUGGAUGUAUACGUUCACUUUUUUCAUUUGGCAGCAUCCGUCGCGGCUGCCUGACAAAUACGCCUGUGAGGAUCACAUUGUUCUGGUGCACCUGCCAGAGGGACGCCAAGCAAGUGACACGGAGUCGGGGUUUGCUCCGGAAUCGAGGGCGUCGGGCGGUGCCGGCACUGCGGUGGGCGGCGGCCUCUUGUGCGCGCAGGGCGGAUCCGAAGGCAGAAGGCACGCGGAGGACGCGCGGCAGCGGCAGGAGGAGCUGACGGCCUCCCUGAGGAGGCUUGUCCCAGAGAUCGCCGACGCCGAGUCGCUGAUCCAGAGGCUCACGCCGCCGGGCCGUGGCGCCUCCCGGGUGCGCAUGCAUGCCGUGGUGGCCGUGGACCUUCAGGAGCUCGUGGCCACCCUGGUGGUCUGCGCCCAAAGCGACGGCGGGCAGGACGACGAGUGGCUCUCUCGCGAAGAGUUCUCUGCACGGCAUGACUGGCUCCAGCGGCGGGCCGCCCGCGGCGGCCGCUGCGCGGACGCCUGGGCCGCGUCUGCCGAGGCUUCGCGACGGGGCCCUGGCCGACCUGGGUUUGUGCUGACCGAGGUUGCCCUGGGUCGACGGACCGCGGCCGCCCUGCGGCGCGAGCUGGCCGAAGCCCGCGCCGAGCUUGCCGAGGCGCGUGGCGCGCUGCAGCACGAGGAGCGGGCGCUGGCCGCGCAGCGCGGCCUCGCCGGCCCGGGCGGCCUCGCCGGCCCGGGCGACUGCCACGGCGCGGCGCUGGAGAGGCGCGUGGAGGACAGCCUCGCGCAGGCCGCCCGCGCGCUGGACGAGGCCGAGGCGCUCCUGGCGGCGGCGCCCCGGAGGGGCCCCCUGCCGGCCGCGCCGGGCGCCCCCUGCGCGUGGGAGCGGCGCCGGGCUCCCGGAGUCCAGGCCACCGUGAAGGUGGGCGCCGUGCUCAUCGACGUGGACGUCGGCGGUGGACGCGCCAUAGCAGCGUGCCGGCAGAGCCCCCCGCUCAGACAGGCGCCGGCCGGCGGCGCUGGCGUCCAGCAGUUCAAGCUCGCCGACAUCGGCGAGGGGAUCGCCGAGGCGGCGCAGCGGGCGCGCUCCUGCAAGCAGGACUCGGAGGAGGAGGUUGCCGCUGUCGCCUGCGAGGUGAGCGCUCUCGGCCGCCCGACCGAGCUGGACCGCCAUCUCGGCUUUAUCUACAAGACCGAGCGCGACCUCUACAUAUUGAACGGCUAUGCGCCGACCAACUCCCCACCGUACCAACCUGUGGGAGCCGACCGUGACAACCAGCUGCAGGUGUUCGAGACUGACUGCGCUGUGAGCUACAGAAUCGCCAAAUUCGAGGCGACUGGCGCCAGGCAUGCGGCCCAGGAGGCUGUCCGCUCGGAGAAGAGGCAGCACGUCGCGACUCUGGUCGCUGAUGCAGAGAGAGCGGGCGCAGUCCACGACAUUCGACGUUGCUACUCCAUCAUCAAGAGGCUCGCGCCCAAGCCUAGGAUGCCGAUGCUGACUGUCCGCAACCCUGCCACUGGCGACCUGUGUUUCGAUGGCGUAGAGGACCAGCAGGUCCGCACGGACGCGCUGUGCUCCAUUUUCGAGGCUUCAGAGCUGCCCAUGGACGACGACGGCGGGCCCCAGGAGAUCACUGAUGCCCCCGAUGAGGACCUCGUAGGCCAGUGCGACGUCAAUGACGUGACCCAGGCUCUGGAAAGGCCCCCCAACUUCAAGAUUGCCCCUGUCCUCAAGUGGACUGACCCCGUCACCGCCCAGGACCAUUACAGAACCAUCAACAUCAUCGGCCACGCGGGCAAGGCCUUCACGAAUGUGACCAUGAUGCCCGAGUUGCGCCAGAUGCGAGGUAGUGUGGAGGGCCCACGGUCAUUCUUCGCGAUCUAUGACAUGAUUACCAACGAUAUCGGCGACCAAACGUUAGCGGCGGGGUUCAAGGGCGUCCAGGUUCAGUGCGACCCCUCCUUCCAGGUUUUCAGGAAUUCCGAGGACUUCACGACUACCGAGUUAUCCGAUCUAGACGCGUCCCAGAUCAAAUUCGUAGAUGACCUGAUCGCGCUGACUAUCGCCGUUAACUUCGAUGCCGCCACCUCGUUCCUAGACUUCCUGAGGAAUCAAGUUAACGCCAGCCUUCUGACCAUGAACGUUCCAAAAACUGAGUUGACGCUGGGCGGCGCGGGGGAAGGGCUGCAGGAAAACGUUCACAACAUAUUGCAAAACAACAGACUGACAUUAACAUGA
Molecule: messenger RNA, 2358 nt
Organism: Prorocentrum cordatum
Lineage: Eukaryota; Dinophyceae; Prorocentrales; Prorocentraceae
Source: the annotation of a GenBank genome assembly